Messenger RNA from Rhodotorula toruloides NP11, 4155 nucleotides. Its product is annotated as RNA-directed RNA polymerase. The transcript has 19 exons. The coding region runs from base 1 to 4155 and encodes 1384 amino acids. Gene Ontology annotation, cellular component: nuclear RNA-directed RNA polymerase complex. The record is from RefSeq and is a predicted model, not a curated record. Gene Ontology annotation, biological process: siRNA processing. NCBI's taxonomy places the organism in Eukaryota, Fungi, Basidiomycota, Microbotryomycetes, Sporidiobolales, Sporidiobolaceae. Gene Ontology annotation, molecular function: RNA-directed RNA polymerase activity.
AUGGCGGCCCCGAGAACGCCGUCCAAGGCGCGCCAUGUCGACGUUUUAGUGCCGUCCGCCGCUCCGCCUCGACCGAUGAAGGCUCUCUCGCCGCUCAGAACCUCCAGCACGACCUCGCUCCUCUCUCCUCAAGCCGCCAAGCCUGUCAACAUUUUUGCGCCGGUCUCGAAGGGUUCGACCACAGGAGCAGGUGGUGUGACGGACGAUUGGCGACUUGAAAAUGGCCGCAUCGUCUUGGUUAACGCUCCGAGCCACCUCCGGAUGCUCUCUUCAUGCUCUUGGCUACAUCAAUACGAACAUGCGCGUUACCUACACGCAGGCUUGUCGCAAAGCGCCGUCCAAUUGCCUUGCUACCCUUACAAGAUCGUCGACGGAGUCGAGCGGGAUCACCUCGACGAGAUGUCCUCCUAUCUCGCCGCCGCUCUCCUCCCUCGCCGAAUUAAGCCGUACGACCGCGGCCUGCUCGUCGAAGUCCCGCAGUACGAGUCGAAGAAGGAGCUCGAGGCCGCUUUUAAGCGCGGGACGAUCCACUUCUCGAGCAACUUGUCGAUUGCGAGGGACGGGAAGGCGAAGCCUGAGCGAUUGAGCGUGAGAUUGGCGCCUCCAGCGGCGGGGAUGGGUUCGGCGCUGUAUCGGCGAUUCGGCAGCGACCGCUUCUUCCGUCUCGUUUUGGAGGACGACCUCGUCCGGCGAGCAGGAACACCCCUCGACAGCAACCCCUCCUCGACGAAAGGCGAAGACCCGAUCCGAUCCGCUAUCAAGACCUUCUUCGACCAUCCUCUCGUCCUAUUCGGCCGACAGUACCGACCGUUUUGCUGGAAAGACGGGACGGCGGUGUAUUGGGCCGAGAGCGGCGAGGGAUUGGAGACGAUUUCGCUCGUCGACUUUGCGCAGCGGUACCUUGACGUCGAGCUCAACGGGUCGAUGUCGGUUGCCAAGUACGCCGCUCGGUUCGAGCUGGGUUUGACGACGACCACCCCGACCGUCAUCUUCCGCUGUGAACAAGUCUUCCGCACGCCGGACAUCAACAGCGACACGCUCAAACUCUCCUUCUCCGCCAUGAAUGCCAUUUGCGACGAGUUCCGCUCGAAGAUGCCGCUCGAGGCGCAGCGACUUCUCCCGCCUCCUUACGUUCCAAGCUGUAUCCGCGGGUCGGUCAAGCCUUACGCCGGCGCACCUUCGGUUGAGAUGGUCUGGCAGCUGGACUACGCCACCAUCGACUCGCCCUCGUCCGACGUGUUCAUCCAGCUCCGACCAUUCGAGCAGGGCCGAACGCGACCCAUUCUCAAGUUCCACCUUGUCGACAAAGACGGCAGCGUCUACAGCUGCAUCGGUCCGACGACCCUCAAGCCGGUCUGGGUCGAGGGACCGCCUGAUCAGAAGGAAGAAGUCGUCAUGACGGACGGCUGUUCGCUGAUCAGCAUGGGUGCGAUGCGGGUCGUCGCACAGAAGCUCGCUGCGUCCGGGCGAGAAGCGAAGGUGACGGCGGCUGCGAUGCCUACAGUCGCGCAGGGACGUAUCGGACCGGGCAAAGGCGUCUGGACACUCGCUCCUCGAACGCCUUGGAACCGCUGGACGGCUCAAGGCGACAACGACGUCUGGAUCGAGGUCCGGGACAGUCAAUGGAAGUUCAAGGACCACAGGACGGAGAGCUUCACGUUCGAAUUGCACAGCGUACCGAGCGGGAAGACUGGGUCGAAGCUUGGGAAGCAGAUGUUUGAGGUCCUCGCACACUGCGGCGUGCCGACAAACGUCUUUCGCGAGAUGCUGAAGAAGCAGAUUGACGAAAUUCGACGAGUCCUGUGGGACUAUCCCGACCUCCCGACGUUGCUCUACCACGUGCAGAGGCAGUGCAACAUUCUCGAAGACCGCACCUCGAAGGCUCGCAUCACGUCGAAUCCCGGUAGCCUCAAACGGACGAACAGCGACGGCCCAGGCGCUUUCGACGAUGACCUUGACCAGGUCGACGAGCAGCAAGAGCAGGACGUCACGAGCUUCGUCCAGGAUGCGAGGUUGGACCCAACAUCUGGCGCGCCCAACACGGUCGCCGAGGUAGUCGUCGAGAUGCUGCAAUCCGGCUUCGACCCUCGCCAGAACCCGCACCUCGCCGACAAGCUCAAGCGCGUCGAGGAGAGCUUGAUCCGGAAGCAAAUCAGCUUCCGCAUCGCCGAAGACUACUCGUAUACCGCCUUCGUCGUCGCCGACCACCUCGGCAUCCUCGAUGAGGGCCAAUUCUUCUUCCAGCUGAGCGAGCGUCCGCUCGAUGCCAACGGCUUGCAGAUCGGUGCCGUCCUCGGUCCGGCUCUCCUCACUCGGUCGCCAGCAAUUCAGCCGUGCGACAUACAAAAGGCGACAGGUGUGCUUUGUGAAGCGUACGCGGCGUAUUGCGACGUAAUCAUCGUCUCGACGAAGGGCGAGCGGUCGCUCUGCUCGAUUCUCUCCGGCGGAGACUACGACGGCGACAAGCUCGUCGUCAUGACCAACCCUGAGCUCGUCGCCGGGUUCGACUCGUCAAAAGCUAACCCUUCCUUCGCCGAUCCUCCUUUCGCCGACCCCGACUGGUUCGAAGUCGACCGCCGACGAGUCGUCGAUCACGUCAAGCCGAUGAUCGACUCGCACGAUGACGCGGCCCUUGCGCGCGCCUUCAUGGAGGGGUUGCAUGCUGGCACGCAGUACGGCGUUCUCUCAGUCUAUCACACCACGCUAGCCUACACGCUUGGCUUGGACCACCCGCUUACGUCUGAGGCGGGCCACCUCUUCUGCAAGGCGCUCGACGGUCGGAAGCAGGGCUUCUCGUUCUCGCCCGACAAGUGGAAGGAGCUGAAGGCCACCUUUUUCGAGCCGUACAAGGACAAGCCGCGGUGGACGCUCUGCGAGGACGGCAAGACCGCGGCGAAAAACGUCAAGUACGCCAAGAGGCCCGCUGAGCAGGGCAAGCAUGUGAUGGACGAGCUCAUUCGCGAAGGCGAGAAGGCCGUUGACGCCGCCAAGAUGAGCUGGUCCGACCGACUCGACAGCCUCGUCUACACCGUCGAAGGAGAUCUCGCCGACCCUUGGACUACGGCGUGGGAACCGGCUGCCAAUGCUCGCCACGCUUCGCCUGCGCUCUUCGACGACCUCUGCGUCAUUCUCGAGCACGUCAAGUCCAUCUACGCGCAGUACAGGCAGCUUUUCUCCGAAUGGCGCCGCGACCGCGAGCUGCGCGACCGUACCGAGUGCGCAGCCGGCGCACCAGGCUCGCCGACCAAGUCACCCAGCAAGAGCAAGGAAUGGAGCGGCUCGUCAAAGAACCAGAAGGAGGCGCUACUACAGCUCUCGAAGCGCUUCUGGAGUCUCGUCGUAGACAAUGCGUUUCAAUCGGCACAUUUGCAGGGUCCGGCGGGCGCAGCGAAUGUGCGGGUGCUCAUGGCUUCUUGCGCUUACAUCGAACCCCUCGUACCGACCUUCGUCCCGCCAGCGAACGGUGUCACGCUACUCCGCCGCCUCCAGGACGCUUCUCCCGCUCGCCCACCUGCUAUCGCCGUCACCGAAGCCCUCGCCAUCUCGACCUCGUCAUCCGAAGUCACCGUACUUCACGCAAAGGAGGUGACGGUCCCGAAGGCUCCCGCGGCGGAAGAUGUUGAAAUGGAGGAUUCGUAUGGCGACGACGGUUUGGCGUGGUCGCAGAUCCCGGACGACCUGACGCAAGCUGCGGUCACCUCGCUCGGCUCGACAUCGUCUUCGCAAACCGCCACGGUUGUCGUCUCCUCUUCGCACCCUUCCAACAGCACCCUGACAGCGCCGCCUUCUCCCGCCGCAGCACCCCGUUCACCUGCCAAAGCUCCUCCUGCCUACUCCUCCUACCGUGCCAGACCCUUCCGCGACGUUGCCGGGCGCAGCGAGAUCCGUUUCUGCUACGACAUGGCGCAUCGAGACGUUCUCGCUUUGCGGGCCGACUCGCUCACUCGCGCUCUGCACGGCGACAACCCUGGCGCGACGGGCAUCCAGGCGCCCAAGAUUACGCCACACAUCCUCGACGUCUUGCAGGUCGCGAAACGCUGCGCGACGCUUGCGCAAGCCCGCACGAAGGUCCGCCCGCGGACGCUGCUCAAGACAGCAGACGACUCCCCGCCGGUCUCGCUCGGCUCGCCAGCGAAGAAGGCGCGUUGGACCUGA